Messenger RNA from Sesamum indicum (sesame), 2460 nucleotides. Its product is annotated as phototropic-responsive NPH3 family protein NPY2. Lineage: Eukaryota; Viridiplantae; Streptophyta; Magnoliopsida; Lamiales; Pedaliaceae. Gene Ontology annotation, molecular function: protein binding. The record is from RefSeq and is a predicted model, not a curated record.
UGAACCAUUUCUUUAAAAGACUUAAAAUCUGUAAAAACUCCUUCUCUAUUUUCUAUUAUAUCCCUCUUUCUCUCUGGAAAUUGCUCUUGCCUUGGUUGCUGUUAAGACUUAAGAUUCGGUCAUACGAAAUAUAUAUCCUUCCCCUCUUUGAGAUCCCAUUACCUUUCCUCUGGAAGUUCAAGGAAUUGGCUAUAUUCAGAAAUUUGGUCCCCACAUUUAGGCCCUCUACAUCUUGCCAUUUCCAGCUCUUCUUUCCUCGAUUGGAGUCCUGUCGGAUCUUCGGGGAUGCCCGAAGGUCAUUCUGGGGUUGUGCAUUUUGCUGCUUUCAGUUGAGUAGUGUGGAAGCAUAGUUUUGAAGUAUCUGAGAAGAAACAGAUCUUUGAGUCGGCAGGAUGAAGUUUAUGAAGCUUGGAUCCAAGCCUGAUACCUUUCAGACUGAUGGAAACAACAUAAGAUAUGUGGCUAGUGAGUUAGCGACGGAUGUCAUUGUUCAUGUUGGUGAUGUGAAGUUUUAUCUACACAAGUUCCCACUUCUCUCUAAAAGUGCCCGCUUGCAGAAGUUGGUUUCUUCAGCUAAUGAAGGAAACGGUGACGAGAUCAAUGUUCAUGAUAUUCCAGGUGGUUCCAGUGCCUUCGAAGUAUGUGCCAAGUUCUGUUAUGGCAUGACUGUUACCCUAAAUGCUUAUAACGUCGUAGCAACUCGUUGUGCCGCUGAGUAUCUUGAAAUGUAUGAAACAGUUGAGAAAGGCAACCUUAUCUACAAGGUUGACGUUUUCCUGAACUCUAGCAUUUUCAGGAGCUGGAAGGACUCUAUUAUAAUUCUUCAGACUACAAAAGCCUUCCUGCCGUUGUCUGAGGAAUUGAAAUUAAUCAGCCACUGCAUUGAUGCUAUUGCUUCUAAGGCCUCGGUUGAUGUUUCCAAGGUGGACUGGUCCUAUACGUAUAACCGGAAAAAGAUUCCUGAGGACAAUGGAAACGAUCCCAGCUGGAACAGUGUCAGGAGCCGAAUGAUACCAAAUGAUUGGUGGGUUGAGGAUUUAUCUGACCUUGAGAUAGAUCUGUAUAAGCGUGUCAUUGUGACCAUUAAGAACAGAGGGAUUAUAUCAAAUGAAGUGAUUGGAGAAGCAUUAAAAGCUUAUGCUUACCGGAGAUUGCCCGGCUCUGGCAAGAAUGUGAUCCAGCAUAACGACAUGUCUAAAUUCCGGUCCAUUUUGGAUACAAUUGUGUGGCUUCUGCCUGCGGAAAAAGGCAGUGUCUCUUGUAGUUUCUUGCUUAAGUUGUUGAAAGCUGCCGUCUCAGCUGAUUCAGCUGAAACCAUAAAAAUGGAACUGGUGAAAAGGAUAGGACAGCAACUGGAGGAGGCUUCAGUUAGUGAUCUUUUAAUUCGAGCCCAGGAGGGGGAAGAAACAAUGUAUGAUGUCCAUGUAGUUCAGAAAAUACUUGAAGAGUUCAUGACACAAGAUCAGAAUGCCGAAACUGAAAUGGAAAACGGCAGUGAGAUUCAGGAGAUUAGAAGGCCUGGGAUCUUAUCUGAAGCUUCAAAGCUGAUGGUGGCAAAGCUUGUCGAUGGUUACCUUGCGGAGAUUGCAAAGGAUCCUAACCUACCUCUCUCGUCUUUCAUUGGUAUCUCAGAGAUGGUCUCUAGCUUUUCACGACCAGCACAUGAUGGUCUAUAUCGGGCAAUUGAUACAUAUCUCAAGGAGCAUCCCGGGAUUAGCAAGAGCGAGAGGAAGAGAAUAUGUCGGCUGAUGGACUGCAAGAAGCUGUCAGCUGAUGCUUGCAUGCAUGCUGUGCAAAACGAGAGACUACCUUUACGUGUCGUGGUACAGGUUCUGUUUUUUGAGCAAGUCCGUGCUGCUGCUUCAUCUGGCAGCAGCACCCCUGAUUUACCUAAAGCCAUUAAAGACCUCAACUGCGCCUCAUAUGGGAGCUCAAGGUCGACCACUACCAAUAAUGAUGAGGAUUGGGAUGGUGUUGCUUCAGCAGAAGAACUCCGGGCGCUGAGAGGCGAGCUUGCUGCUUUAAGACUGGGGCACGUAGCUGUCCAUGACAGAAACGGUGGAGAGAAUAGGAUUAGCAAUUCUGACAGGGCCGCUAUCAGUAAAAUGAAAGGUUUGAUCAUGUCAAAGAGAAUCUUCUCGAAAAUCUGGUCAAGCAAAGGUGGGCAGGCGGAGAACAGCUCGGACUCAUCGGAGAGUCUUGGCUCGAUUAACCACGAUGAAGUGAAAAGCACGCCGACGAGGAGAGGGAGGCACUCUGUGUCUUAGCAUGAAAAGAUUUGAUCCUGCUGCUCUUUUUUGGUUUCCUAAAAUGACAUUAGCAUGUUACGAUAUUAGUUGUGUUUACCUGAUCAAGAAUAUAGCAAUGCAGUCUAGGAGAAUUAAUGUUGUUGCUUAUGUAAGAAACCAGAGUCUGUGUUAGUAUGAUGUUAGAAGUGAGACAAAUCUGCUGUCAAAAAAA